Lasiosphaeria miniovina is the source of this 776-nucleotide messenger RNA. RefSeq lists its product as uncharacterized. The record is from RefSeq and is a predicted model, not a curated record. The coding region runs from base 38 to 406 and encodes 122 amino acids. Lineage: Eukaryota; Fungi; Ascomycota; Sordariomycetes; Sordariales; Lasiosphaeriaceae. The transcript has a single exon.
UAUAGAUCUUUAGCGUCGAGGUUCAGUUUCACGCUUCAUGUAUUUCCAUUUCGUCAUGGCUCUGGUCCGUAUCAAGGACGUCAAGCGAUAUGGAUGGCAAGAUGUUUGGGCCCGAUAUUACCAGCAACGUCCAUUUCCCACACCGGGUAACUAUAUACGACAGAACAUGUUACUCGCGUUGGCCACCCAUUUUGGGACGGCCGAUAUGCACGUCGUCGAAUCCUGGAUCAAGGAUCAAGGAUUCGACUCUCCAUUGAAGUUAACCGAUGAGGAGACACAAGAGGCAGCACGCCGAGUGCACGUGGCCGUGGAUCAGGCGAUCGAUCGCGCUGAGAGAGACGGGAGCAUGGAAGAUGGCGAUAGCAGCAGCGGCGAUGAGGGUGAGGGCGAAGAUGAGGAUGAUUAGACAGGGAAGGGUAGCGGGCAGGAGAGAAGGAAAAAUUGAGUGCAUUUAUAUAACUUGACUACGUAGGUAGCAAUUCUACGACGUAUCCAAACACUUUUCUUCCGCACUAGGCAUUUUGGAUAUGUGGAACAAGGAUAAAUGGAUACUAGAUUAUAAUCGUGGGCAAGUCUGGUAAGGGCGUUGGGGACAAACCUGGAAUGCGAGUGGACGUCGAAGAAUACGGGGCCGAUAAAUUGUACGUAUUUGGCAGCGGCCUCGACCCUUUCAUUCGUGGUGCCGAAGGUUUCCGCCGCGUCGGACAUAAUCAAAUAGGGUAGAACUGUCGGAAGGACGAGAUAUGACGAGGUAGUCCGGUGUUGAAUGCGAAAAG